Paramecium tetraurelia is the source of this 361-nucleotide messenger RNA. RefSeq lists its product as uncharacterized. The record is from RefSeq and is a predicted model, not a curated record. The transcript is spliced from 2 exons. Gene Ontology annotation, biological process: mRNA processing; positive regulation of DNA-templated transcription, elongation; regulation of transcription elongation by RNA polymerase II. Gene Ontology annotation, cellular component: nucleus; DSIF complex. Gene Ontology annotation, molecular function: zinc ion binding; RNA polymerase II complex binding. Lineage: Eukaryota; Ciliophora; Oligohymenophorea; Peniculida; Parameciidae.
AUGAAUAACUCAGAUUCAGGCCAAGACUCAUACGAAGAGAAAUCAUUUGAAAUACCAAAAUAAAUAAAGGAUUUAAGAGCAUGUUAAUUUUGUGGAUUGCUAUUAACCUUGGAAUAAUGGAAUAAAAUAACUCAAUGUCUGAAUGGAUGUAGUGCUGAUUAAACUAAAAUAUAUUCUGGAGUCAUUUGUGUGAUGAAACCUUCUAAAAGUUGGGUAAUUAAAAAAUUAGGAAAUUCCAAAAAUAUUCAUCCUGGUUUAUAUGCUAUUGAUGUCUAAGCAGAAUGAGGAUUUGUAGAUAUAAAAGAAUAGUCAUUAUGAUUUAAUAUUAAAAAUUCAUUAAAUCCCCUCUAAUUAAAUACUC